ACCGGAGGGUUUAUUAAUCCAGAAAAAUGUGCCGUUUGUGUUUUCAUUUUGGAGGUUAAGUUGUGGUGUGCAAGAUGCUGCUCAGGAUUUCCUUGAAUUCUUGUAAAAUACUGCGUAACACGCUAUCUAUUAGGAGCUUUGCCACCGCUCAUGUACUCAGGAAUUGCUCAAAAGUCUCAAGAUCUGAAAAUAUCCCUGAAACUUCUCACGAAUGGAGACCAAUUUACAAGUAUCCACCAAUUCGGCUCUUUUCCGUAGCAGGAAAGAUAAAAGUCUACCAGGGAAUCCUCACGGUACUUAUCGCUCCUCUCUCCUGGGCGGCUGAAAGCAGUUCGAUCCUUCCACAAGGAACUUUCAACACUGUAACAAUAAUAGGCGUGACCGGCUUUCUUGCACUGUCCAUAUAUAGUUUGCUGCUAAAGAAUUUAGUGGGAUUCAUUUAUCUGGAUAGCACUGAGCAGAAGAUAAAGCUGGCGUACGUCGGUUUCCUCGGACAACGCAAAGAAGUGGAAUACUUGGUGAAGGAUGUGAUCAGAGCCGAUGAUCUGCCGCCUACGAAGAUCAAAUUCUUCUACCCACUGGCGUUCCACGGUUCCAAGGAGAAGUAUAUAGUGUUUUACAAGGGAGGAGCCUUCGAGGAUAUAGAAAAGUUUGGCAGCAUCUUCGGCUAUGACUUAGUUUAGGCCCACUAAAUAGAACAGACUAUUUAAUA
Phlebotomus argentipes is the source of this 712-nucleotide messenger RNA. RefSeq lists its product as uncharacterized. The transcript is spliced from 2 exons. NCBI's taxonomy places the organism in Eukaryota, Metazoa, Arthropoda, Insecta, Diptera, Psychodidae. The record is from RefSeq and is a predicted model, not a curated record. Bases 75 to 683 code for a protein of 202 amino acids. Gene Ontology annotation, cellular component: mitochondrion.